AUGGACCUAGACGGAUACGAACGCGCCCGGGCCUGCGAGCUCUGUCGAGUGUCCAAAGUGCGUUGUGAGCAGCCAGACCGGAGUCGGCCCUGUAAGCGGUGCGCGAAAGGCCAGAGAGUGUGUGUUCCCGCCACGCGAAGUCAACCGACCAAGUCCCUUCCGGUACAGUCACAACUCUCGGUGCUGGAGGAGCGAGUGUGUGGUCUACUUGCGCUGUGCCAGCAAGAGCAGAGGCGUGAGGCUGGCGAGGUGGUUGGGUGGAGGUCGCAACGUGGUUAUCAGCAGCGUGCAGGGCCCUUUCAAGCGCCUAAAAAUACCAACACCACUGCAUUUGUGGAAACAGGCAUGGCGCAAAUCGUCGACCAUGCGGAAGCAGAUCGUCUCUUCCACUGCUACUGUACAGAUCUGGCAGUUUGUUUCCCGGCAGUCGUCUUUGGCCGUGCCGUAUCUGCAGCGCAGGUGCGAUUGUCUAGUCCGUUAUUGUUUCUGGCGGUCAUUGCGACUGCCGCUAGAGCCAUGUGUAGCGUCGAUAUCCAGGCCAGGCUGCGCGUCUUGGUGUUUAGUGUUCUCGACUCCUGCAUGGGCAAUAGUGAGGAAUACACCGUCGAGCUGUUACAGACAGUCGUUCUCUUAGCGCUCUGGUAUAUUCCCGCUCCGCACGAUACGACGAGCUUUGAGCAUCUGUGUUAUGGUGCGAUGGAGAUAGCGGCGUUCUUACGGUCAAGGACGGCGCAUUGGAUCGGAACAGAGGCGCAGCAUCUCGAAGCUGGUCGAGCGUGGCUGGCUACGUAUUAUCUGGAGACAAUGGUGUCAAUGAGAUUGCCCAGUCCCCGUCCAUUAAGAUCCAAUGGGCAUGCGGAGGAAUGCAUGGGUAUGUUGACGAGCUCGCCACUCGCACAGCCCGGUGAUGCUACCUUGGUCUACUAUCUUGGUUUACAGCAGAUCACACUGGACUGUGCCCUGAGGCUGCAGCCUCCUUCACAAAUAACCUCUCCAGGAGAGAUACACGACAUCCUGAGCCAAUGUAAUCAGGCCAUUGAAGCCCAAUCCACCUUGCGACAGUAUGACGGAAAUUUCACUUCCACCCAGAAAGCUAUUGCAUCCAUCCUCUAUCACGCAUGUAGGGUUUGUAUCUAUGAAGCAGCAAUAAACCACACUCGCCUCGCCAAAAACCAACGAAGCGACGAAACUCAGCAUGCACCGUGCCUAUUCUCCUCGCCAGAACAAUCCCUCAUGGAAUGCUUAGAGUCCGCUCACAACGUCAUCUCCGCGUUUACACUGCUCCCACAACGCGAUAUCCAAGUGCUCCCAACCGUUGUCCUCCUCAGAGUCAUCCAUGCCACAGUAGUACUCGUCAAGAUUAUCAUCUCCGUCUCCAAAAGCUGCAGCAUCGGCUGCCAUGCGACUCGCACUCAGGAAAUGCGGGUCGACCAUGCACUAGAUGAGAUGAUCCUGACAAUGACGGGCUGCCAGCCCGCCUGGCCAGCAACAAAAUGGACGCGCAUUCUGCUCGGCCUACGAAGGAGACUCCGAGAGAGUCAGCGAAGCCUGGUCUUGAUGCAGUCUCAGUCGCCCCCAAAAGACUAUAAUCCAUGCUGGGCUAGGGUAUCGAGUUCGCCAUCCGCAUCGGCAUCCACAUCGACAUCUUCGGCUACUUUGUCCUCAUUUGGAUUGCCAUCUUGGGAUAUUUCCUCACCACUCUCAUCGUUUCCGCUGUUUCACGAGUCCUCUCUCCUGGAGGAGAAUAGUCUCGAUCCUUCAGCGUUGACCACCAACUGCGUGUUGCAAGGGAAUCAGGAAGCGUCUAUCUCUCUGCCUCAGGAGGAUCCGUCGACGCUAUCCCCCAGUGAUUUGGCAAUGGCUACUUUAUUGACGGAUUGCCUUUCUGCCCGUACAUUAGAUGCCGAUUUGAGCAUGUUGGACACAUCUUUUGCUGGAUCUGGUGUCGAGUAG
Messenger RNA from Aspergillus wentii DTO 134E9, 1953 nucleotides. RefSeq names its product Zn(II)2Cys6 transcription factor. The transcript is spliced from 4 exons. Bases 1 to 1953 code for a protein of 650 amino acids. The record is from RefSeq and is a predicted model, not a curated record. Gene Ontology annotation, molecular function: transcription cis-regulatory region binding; zinc ion binding; DNA-binding transcription factor activity, RNA polymerase II-specific. NCBI's taxonomy places the organism in Eukaryota, Fungi, Ascomycota, Eurotiomycetes, Eurotiales, Aspergillaceae. Gene Ontology annotation, cellular component: nucleus. Gene Ontology annotation, biological process: regulation of DNA-templated transcription.